Haemonchus placei is the source of this 471-nucleotide messenger RNA. The record is from the annotation of a GenBank genome assembly. NCBI's taxonomy places the organism in Eukaryota, Metazoa, Nematoda, Chromadorea, Rhabditida, Trichostrongylidae.
AUGACACCGUUCCUUCUGCUACUGCUCGUACCAUUCGUCAAUGGUCAAGGAAAGGACCUGGAUGUGCCGUCGAAUGUGGCCAAUCGCUCGAUGGCUAUCAGAGGUACACUUUUGUGUGGUGCUCAAGGAAUGCAAGGAGCCACGGUUCGAUUAUUCCGAAUCUAUCAGAAGGAUGCUGUAGAUGAUCUCUCGCAACUGCUUGGUCAAGUGCACACUGGAGAAACAGGAUACUUCCAAAUUGAAGGAUCCACUGCGAAGUUCCCUUCUACGCAAACUGAAAUCGAACCAUUUGUGACCAUUCACCAUAAUUGCGACAUGGAUCCACGACAGACAGCUAAUCUUGGCUACAAACGAUGGGCAAUUCGGUUACCGGCAGAUUACGUUACCACAGGAUCAAGAGCACGAAAGGUAACAGUCGAACAACUUCGACGGAGAAUUAUUUUAAGAAUUUCCAAAUUCUGCUCGCAUUGA